AUGGCAUCGAACACAUCUUCAGAAGAAAAUGCUUCUGGCAAAACGUUUCGUGACUUGGGGCUGAAUAAUUGGAUUGUAAAACAAUGUGAAAUCGUGGGGAUAUCCAAACCCUCCCCAAUUCAAUUGAACUGUAUACCAAAAAUUUUAGAAGGAUCAGAUUGCAUAGGAUGUGCCAAGACCGGCAGUGGGAAGACAGCAGCCUUCGUCCUGCCCAUGUUACAUCUCUUGUCUGAGGACCCCUAUGGAAUAUUUGCUCUCAUCAUCACACCAACCAGAGAAUUGGCUCAUCAGAUUGGUGAACACUUUAAAGUGUUAGGCAAGCCAUUGGGUCUCAAAUACUCAAUCAUCAUUGGAGGAGCAGAUAUAAUAGAGCAGGGUAUAGAGUUGUCCAACAAACCUCAUAUUGUCAUUGCUACACCAGGAAGACUGGCUGACCACAUUGAACAUGGCACUGAUUUCAGUUUAAAGAAAAUCAGAUUUUUGGUGCUUGACGAAGCAGAUCGCCUUCUUGAAGAUAAGUUUGGUGACCAGUUGCAAACGAUAUUUUCAGUCCUACCCGAGAAACGACAAACCCUACUCUUCAGUGCCACCCUGACUGACACACUGCAACAGUUGGAACACAUUUCCAACAACAAGCCAUUUGUAUGGGUCUCAAGCGAUGCAGUGGCCACAGUGGAUACGUUGUCGCAACAGUAUGUCCUGUGUCCCGCUGACAUCAAGGAUGCCUUCCUGGUUCACAUCAUCGAUGUCUUCAAGAACAAACGUCCUAACUCAUCUGUCAUGAUAUUCGUCAACACAUGCAAGUACUGUCAAAUAUUGGCAAUGGUGCUUGUCGAGCUGGACUUUGAAUGUGUGGCCUUGCACUCGAUGCUUCAGCAAAAAAUGAGGAUUGCUGCUCUAAACAAGUUCAAGUCAAGUCAAGUUAAAAUACUGGUGGCCACUGAUGUUGCAAGCAGAGGUCUGGACAUUCCCACAGUCGACCUGGUAAUCAACCACAACGUGCCAACUCGUCCCAAGGACUACAUCCACAGAGUAGGCAGGACAGCAAGAGCCGGUGAAGGAGGAAUGGCUGUAACGUUGGUGACGCCAUUUGAUGCGAAGUUGUUAGUUGCCAUUGAGGAUCACAUAGGUACAAAGUUGACAAAACAUGAUGUCGAUGAAAAGGAAGUUGCAAAAAUUGCUCUCGAGGUCAACGUCCUUAGGAGUAAAUCUGAAAUAAAAUUAGAAGAAUCAAACUUUGGGGAGAAGAGAGAAAUAAACAAACGUAAAAAGGAAAUAUUGAAACAGGUUUCUUCAACAUCUUAA
Messenger RNA from Helobdella robusta, 1305 nucleotides. RefSeq lists its product as hypothetical. Gene Ontology annotation, molecular function: nucleic acid binding; RNA helicase activity; ATP binding. The record is from RefSeq and is a predicted model, not a curated record. NCBI's taxonomy places the organism in Eukaryota, Metazoa, Annelida, Clitellata, Rhynchobdellida, Glossiphoniidae. Bases 1 to 1305 code for a protein of 434 amino acids. The transcript has 11 exons.